AUGCUCACUUUAGUCACCUUCUCGUCCCUCUGGGCGCGUCUCUUCGCGAAGCGUGAAACCAAGGUUCUGAUUCUUGGGCUGGAUAAUGCGGGCAAGUCCACAAUCUUGUACCGCAUCACAAUGGGCGCGGUUGUCGCGUCGGCACCAACGGUCGGGUCGAACCACGAGAUCUACGAGUACAAGGGCGUCCGAUUCGGCCUGAUUGAUUUGGGCGGGCAGAGCAGCUUGCGCACAACGUGGAACCAGUACUUUGCCGACACGGCCGCGAUCAUCCUUGUAAUCGACUCCAACGACCCUUCGCGCUUGUCACUCGCAAAGGCCGAAUUGCAGAAGCUGGUCAAUGCCGAAGAGCUGGGCACUGCCCUCUUGCUCGUCCUGGCCAACAAGCAGGACCUGCCUGCCGCCGAGGGUCGACUCACUCCCGCGCAAGUGUCUGAAGGGCUAGGCCUCACGGACCUCCGUGAGCGCGAGUGGCAAAUCAUGGGCUGCUCGGCACUGACCGGCAACGGUCUCAUGGAGGGCAUGGACUGGCUCGUCACCAAGCUCGAGCAGCGCUAG
Messenger RNA from Cutaneotrichosporon cavernicola, 558 nucleotides. RefSeq lists its product as uncharacterized. Gene Ontology annotation, molecular function: GTPase activity; GTP binding. Lineage: Eukaryota; Fungi; Basidiomycota; Tremellomycetes; Trichosporonales; Trichosporonaceae. The record is from RefSeq and is a predicted model, not a curated record. The coding region runs from base 1 to 558 and encodes 185 amino acids. The transcript has 3 exons. Gene Ontology annotation, cellular component: trans-Golgi network; cytoplasm. Gene Ontology annotation, biological process: intracellular protein transport; vesicle-mediated transport; protein localization to Golgi membrane.